Molecule: messenger RNA, 1093 nt
Organism: Papilio machaon (common yellow swallowtail)
Lineage: Eukaryota; Metazoa; Arthropoda; Insecta; Lepidoptera; Papilionidae
Product: beta-1,4-galactosyltransferase 2
Exons: 4
Coding region: 76-1029 (317 amino acids)
Biological process (GO): carbohydrate metabolic process; glycosphingolipid biosynthetic process
Molecular function (GO): N-acetyl-beta-glucosaminyl-derivative 4-beta-N-acetylgalactosaminyltransferase activity
Source: RefSeq, a predicted model, not a curated record
UGCACGGGUAUAAUCAGCUGAUCAAUAAAGAUAGCUUUUAUGACUCGUCUUCAAUCAAAAUAAUUAUAAAUUGUCAUGCGUUAUGCAUCAAAAAAGAAGAUUUUUUAUUUAGUGUGUUUUACCGCAGUGUUAAUUUUAUUACUUCAACCUGCUAUAAAAACACGACGCUCAUACGAAAUUAUAGAGAAACAGAAUAUUAUUAGCUCACUGCACGAAGAAACCGCAGAAAAUUACACCAGCACCGCAAUAGUUGACUGCGACUAUCAUGAUAUAAUAUAUGACGAUACAACAGUGCCUGCUACGAUAAUAGACGGCGAUUUGAAUGAAGGAUACAGGAUAAAGGAAGGCGGAGAAUAUGCACCUCCGGAAUGUAAAGCGCUAUUUAGUACAGCGAUCAUCGUUCCUUAUCGGGACAGAGCCGAACAAUUACGAAGUUUUUUGGUGUAUAUGCAUUCGUUCUUGCGUCGUCAACAUGUCCACUAUCGCAUAUAUGUUGUUGAGCAGCUGGAUUCCCAACCAUUCAACAGGGCUAAGUUGAUAAAUAUUGGUGCUAUAGCUGCCAUGAACGCUGGAUACCCAUGUCUCAUAUUACAUGAUGUUGACUUGCUGCCAUUAAAGCCUGCUAAUAUUUACGCAUGCACUAAAUACCCUAGGCACAUGUUAGGCAGCUAUAAUAAAUUUAGAUAUAUUUUGCCAUAUUUAAACCUCCUUGGUGGUGCCACAUCUAUAAUGGCGAAACAAUUUAAAACUAUAAAUGGAAUGAGCAAUAAAUAUUUUGGUGUGAGUGGUGAAGAUUUUGACUUUUUUGCUCGUAUUGAAUCACUGAUGUUGAAAAUAUGUCAAUUCGAGCCUCAAAUUAGUGAAUACCACAAGAUAACAAAUGGACACCAGGGAAGUUGGUAUACUAAAAAUCGGAAAAUCUUCUUUACAAGAAAAGGUAUGGCCGAAGAUGGAUUGAACUCUUUAAAAUAUACAGAAGUAGCAACUGUACUCCAUCCAUUAUUUACUCAUAUCAUGGUUGACUUGUAGCAUAUCUUAUACCAAAAAAAAUAUAUAUUAGUUGAUAAAAUAUCAUAAACACCUAGAAAAAAUA